UUGGGGCGGCGGCAUUAGCUGGCGGGGGGCUCGCCCACGGAAGACGAGGAGGCGGUAGCCGUGCAGCGGAGCCAGCGAGGAGGCAGCUCGGAAGGACAAGGCAGGACGAGGACCUCCCCGGCGCGGCAGAGAUUCGGCGCGGCUCCUGCUGCUGGCUUUCUCAAGCCAGGCUUACAGCUGGUAGAAUGAAAAAGUUUAAGAGAAGACUUUCUCUAACACUGCGUGGGAGCCAGACUAUUGAUGAGUCACUUUCUGAACUGGCUGAACAAAUGACAAUUGAAGAAAAUAGCAACAAAGAUAACGAGCCCAUUGUGAAGAAUGGCAGACCUCCAACAUCACACAGCAUGCACUCAUUUCUUCAUCAGUAUACAGGAUCCUUCAAAAAGCCUCCACUGCGAAGACCACACAGCGUUAUAGGGGGCAGCCUGGGUUCUUUCAUGGCAAUGCCAAGAAAUGGGAGCAGAUUAGAUAUUGUACAUGAAAAUCUAAAAAUGGGAUCAGAUGGUGAAAGUGACCAAGCUUCUGGAACAUCAUCUGAUGAAGUUCAAUCCCCAACAGGUGUUUGUCUCAGGAACAGGAUACACAGACGGAUAUCCAUGGAGGACUUGAAUAAACGUUUGUCACUGCCUGCAGACAUUAGGAUACCUGAUGGAUAUCUCGAAAAGUUGCAAAUAAAUAGUCCACCGUUUGAUCAACCAAUGAGUCGACGAUCUCGUAGAGCAUCAUUGUCUGAAAUUGGAUUUGGAAAAAUGGAAACGUACGUCAAAUUGGAAAAGCUUGGUGAGGGCACCUAUGCAACAGUAUAUAAAGGAAGAAGUAAGCUGACGGAAAAUCUAGUAGCUUUAAAAGAAAUCAGAUUAGAGCAUGAAGAGGGUGCACCAUGUACAGCUAUUAGGGAAGUGUCAUUGCUAAAAGAUCUAAAACAUGCAAAUAUUGUUACGUUACAUGAUAUUGUUCAUACAGACAAAUCAUUAACUCUUGUCUUUGAGUAUCUGGACAAAGACCUAAAGCAAUAUAUGGAUGACUGUGGGAACAUUAUGAGUGUGCAUAAUGUAAAGUUAUUUUUAUACCAGAUUCUGCGUGGUUUGGCCUACUGUCACAGAAGAAAAGUACUACACCGGGACCUAAAGCCACAGAAUCUACUAAUUAACGAAAGAGGAGAAUUAAAGCUAGCGGACUUUGGCCUGGCUAGAGCAAAAUCUGUUCCUACGAAGACUUAUUCAAAUGAAGUUGUCACAUUAUGGUAUAGGCCUCCAGAUGUUCUCCUUGGAUCUUCUGAAUAUUCAACACAAAUUGAUAUGUGGGGAGUUGGAUGUAUAUUUUUUGAAAUGGCAUCUGGAAGACCUCUCUUUCCUGGGUCAACUGUGGAAGAUGAAUUGCACUUAAUUUUCAGACUUCUGGGAACUCCAUCACAAGAAACAUGGCCAGGUAUUACUUCCAGUGAUGAGUUUAGGAAUUACAACUUUCCCAAGUACAAGCCACAGCCUUUGAUCAACCACGCUCCAAGGCUUGAUUCAGAAGGGAUUGAACUGAUAGUAAAAUUCCUUCAAUAUGAAUCAAAGAAAAGAAUUUCAGCAGAAGAGGCUAUGAAACAUGCAUAUUUCAGAAGUCUUGGAACUAGAAUACAUACCCUACCAGAAAGUGUGUCAAUAUUCACUUUGAAAGAAAUUCAGCUACAAAAAGAUCCAGGCUUUCGAAAUUCCACUUACCCAGAGACAGGACAUGGGAAGAACAGAAGGCAAAGCAUGCUUUUCUGAGGCGGGCAGUGCUGUUUCAAGCUCAAGGCUGGCUUUACCUCCAUCAAGGAUUCUGAUCUGAAAGCAGUUCUUCCCUUGGUGGACUUGAAAUCUGUUUGUCUACACUGUCCUCCUCACAGUGCAGUCUUUUUAUUUCAGACCUACUGGUUUUUUGGUUUUUUUGUUUUAAUAUAUAAAUAUAUAUAUUUGUUGUCACAAUGUGACAAAUUUUUGUACAGUCAAUUUUAAGGUCUCCUCCACCAUUAGAUCCAGUAGGUUACAACUGUUAAUGUAACAGUAGCUGCAAUUUUUGUGCAGGACUGAGAAACACAGUGCAUUAUUUAUUGCGUAAUCAUUGCUGCUAAAUAACUACUGUCUGUAUAGUUAAGAAACAACUGAAUGCCUGCAAGAGUUGCGGUGGCUUUAUAUGCUAUGUGAAUGCCUUUGUUUCUCUUUGGAUUAUUGCUGCAGUUUUAUAUCUUUGGUUUUUUUAACUGCAAUGUUUCCUGGAAUGUAAACACAGCUCUCUUGACUGUUAAAUAGUUACUAUUCACUUUAACGCUCUCUAGUUCUUGGCCUGUAAAAUGUAUUAUUUAACAUUAGAUGUAAAGUAACUAGAAUGUUACCAAAUAUCUUUUAAAAGCACUUACUACAGAUAUUAAUUCAAACAAAUGCAAAAUUACCUGGGAUCAAGUUCCAGAACUCUUAUUUUGGCUUAUAUCAGAAAUGAUAAACCAUCUGUAUGUGACUCAUAACUGUUAUCUCCCUUCUCUAAUUUUUUCUAAAGUGCACACUUCUUAGAAUAUUUUUAAUACGUGGUAUUUCACUAAAUGUUCUAAUGAUUCAAGGCAAACUAUGGGUGCGAUGCAACCCAGCUCUAUUCUCUAAUUGCCACCUGCUUUGGUGGCUGUUUUGCGAACACAUGUUCACUGGAAAGCCACUAAAGAAUGCAAGUCCACAAUAAAGAAUAUAUAACAUUAUUCUGCAGGCUCCACCAAGUAUGAGAACUUAGAGAGUUUUAAAGGUUUUAGAUGUUAUCUGUUUAUUGGAGUUAAGUCAUCAUAUUACAGUACUACUAAACUUACGUAUCUCAGUGAGUAUCAUAAGUACCUCCUGGUGAUAGGAACAGUAUUUUUCAGCAUUUGUGUUCACCGUUUGGAACCUCUUUGUUUAGUGCAUCUUCCAGAGGCUGUAAAUCUUUAUUAGUAUAUUUUGAAAUGGUUAUGUAAAUCUUUGGCUGAUAUAUCAUGAAAAAUAGUCAUAGAUAACUUAAUUUUUUUUUCCUGAUGUUCACUGUAAAACAUUCAGGGGUCCUACCAUUUCUGUUCAGGAAAUCUUGUAGUUGAUUAUUGUUAUUUAACAGUAUUAAGUGAAAGAUUUUGUAUGUUUCUUUUAACUUUAUUUGUGAAUAGUGAUUGUGGCAUGUUUUGGAAUGUUUUCUUAAUGUUUUAUGAUAAUAGUAAAAAUUAAUUUGGGAAUUUUUUUUCUGGAAAAGAAGUCAAAUUUAUGUAAAAUGGUGACUAUUGGACCACUGCUGCUUUUCAGCAUUUGUAAACUGGUUUUACACUUAGCGAAGCCCAGUAGAGCUAACCAACUGCUGUUUAUUUCUAACUGAUGGACCUGUAUUAAUUUUGUACUUUUGAAAGUAUAAAUAUUAUAUGGAAAUCUUCAAUAGUGUUCAGACAUUCUAUGAUCACUAGCAUUCCACCAUGCAGCUUUGAGAAACUUUUUUGCAGUUCCCUCACCUUCCUAAAAUCACUUCCCAAAAUCAUUGAUGAACUGAAGAAAGAUUUCCUGUCACUUUUCAGCAACAAUAAACCUUAAUUUUUAAACAUGACUUCCCUUGAAAGCUUUAAGCUUUCCCACCCUGUAUUAUGUGUUUUUAAACUUAGCAACUGAUCCAGUGAAAUCUGUACAAAAACUAGUUUGUAGAUGUAGUUUGGCUAUAUUGAAGUAGCCAGAGGACAUGUAGAGACUGUGGUUGGUUGAAUCUGGAAUACACUAUUGUUGUUUGUAAAGAAGGUUUAAACCCAACUUUCCAGAUUCAAAACUGGUUUAGAAAACUGCUGCUUGACAAACCAGUAAGACAUCAACCAAUAAGGGCAUAGCAGGAAAGCAGGGAGGAAAUGCGAUUUUUAAACUCGUGAAGUAACUCAGAAAUUGCCUUUUACUCAGCAGAAUUGUGGUUAUUUCUCCUACUAAUAUAUCUGCAUAAAGCAUUAUUACAGUUUAAGAGAUUUGAUCUGUUUCUAAUGUACACAUCCAUUUCUGGGUGGAACCACAUAUGUUCCUUCCUUGACUGGAAAAUACUCUGCACAAAGGAAGAGGAAUUGAGAUGACAUUUGCUUACUCUCCUUGCAGCUCCUCACCAUCUUUCUCUUAAGGAAAGAGGAAGAAUUGGCAAAAAGUUCUUCUACAUUCCUCCAGCAGGAAUCCCCUUGCUCAAGAGAACUUUGAACCCAGCCCUCAGAAUUUCGUGAAAUUCUGACCAGAAUUUCUAACAAACAGGGAUUAAAUGCUAACAAAUGGAACAGAUGAGAUGCAAAACAAAAAUCUUCAUAGCUAAUAGAAAAGGAAUUGAAAUUGUUAUACAUGACAUUACCAAAUGUUACAUUUGUUAUUUAAGAAUUUGUUGAACAUUUCUAAUCUAUAAAUAUAAGUUUCUCACUUAUCAACUGGGCUCGGUGUUAUUCUCAUUAAUGCUACUUGAAAUGUAUGCAAUCUUUUAUUUUUUUUUUCUAAGCAUUACAAUAUCCUCACAACAGCUCUGUGAGGUAGGUUAAGUAAAUAUCUUGAAGAUAUUCCAGUGUUUACAUACGUAAAGAGUGAAUUAAAAUAAUUAAAGAUUUUUUCAGGGUUAGAGGAUAUUUAUGUUGGAAAGCAGGAAUGUUUAAGGCAGCAUUCCUCUUCCUGACAUCCUUUAGUCAUACUGGGCUACAAAUCCCAGCAUACCUAGCCAAUAAUGCAAUGCCAGUUGAGAGUUGUACUUGCAGCGCAUCUGGGGGAAAGCCUGGCUUAAUAGAUAUUUUGUUGGUAUCUUGUUUAGUCAAUUGUACUUCAAAAAGAUUGUAUGCAAAUAUGAAUAUCUUCUGAAGUAUCUGACUUGGUAGAGCAGAUGUACAGUAUGUGUUAACAGUGGUGCCAUUUAAAAGUUUUGUUUGAAAACUGUUGUGAACAAAUAAACAUAUUUGGCUGUGUCUUGCA
Python bivittatus (Burmese python) is the source of this 4940-nucleotide messenger RNA. RefSeq names its product cyclin dependent kinase 17 (gene CDK17). Gene Ontology annotation, cellular component: nucleus; cytoplasm. Gene Ontology annotation, molecular function: cyclin-dependent protein serine/threonine kinase activity; ATP binding. Gene Ontology annotation, biological process: protein phosphorylation. Lineage: Eukaryota; Metazoa; Chordata; Lepidosauria; Squamata; Pythonidae. The record is from RefSeq and is a predicted model, not a curated record.